AAGCUGAAGCACACGUUUUAUUUAACAAUUUUCCAAUUUAAUUUCGAAUAUUUUUGGUCAUUUCAUUGCAUGUAUUAUUUUUGCAGAAAGUAAAAAGAAAUUCAUUAAAUAUUGCAGUGAAUCAAAUUAAUUAUCAGAGCAACAACUGCAACAACGGCAACAAUUGUGGCAACUACUUCUAUCGAAAUGGAUACCAAUGUGGAUCUGCCUCCGGGUGAGAAGCGACUUGGACUGAUCGCUGCCAUGGCACACUUUAGGCCAAAAACAGCCACGCCCAUUCAGUUCUACAACUAUGUGAGGGAGUUUUGCAUAAUGCACGACUGCAGCAUCGACGAGGCCAUGGCGAGGACGCCCGACACGUGGACGAAACUGGGCAAGGCGCAGAGAGAACUCUACAAUUCGAAGAUGCACGCAGCUCUGCCCAUUCCUGUGCCGCGACACCAAAUCUAUUGUGCCUUGAAAAUGGAACGCGCCGGCCGCUGGAAGAUCAGUGCGAUGCCAACGGCGAACGGUGCCUCCACCACUUACUCAAUGGAAUCCUAUGCGCCGCCCAUCAAGCCAACCAAGCGGCAAACACGGCUGCGUGCCCAGCAGCCACGCUUUGACAACCUGGCCGAAUCUUCGCUGUGGUCGCCGACUCAGCCAAAGAAGUUGCAAGCGCAGCAGCAGCAGCAGCAGCCAACCAGCCCAGCCAAAGGGUGUCUCCAUGAAGUGAUAAGUGGGCGGCAAAAGGUGCAAGUGAAGCCUUUGUGUGCAGCUGCAAUUGUGGUCAAACAGCAGCAGCAGCAGCAGCAGCAGCAGCAGCAGAAAUUGAAGGAGCAGAGCGCUGCGGAGCAGAGGCAGAAGCGCAAGAAGAAGAAGAAGAUGAUGUCGCCGAGUGGUGCCUCCAAAACAGAGUGCAGACGAAAGCAUUCGAGUGGUAAGCGAAACAAGAAAAACUCUAUUUGAAUGCAACCAAAAGCAACUUCUGCUGUCAACUUGCAACCAACUUGCCACUCGAAAUAUGUUUCAGUCCAUGUCAGUCCAUGUAACUAAUAUAGAACUGUGUCAAACUUUA
Drosophila grimshawi is the source of this 1057-nucleotide messenger RNA. Its product is annotated as vacuolar protein-sorting-associated protein 36. Bases 187 to 948 code for a protein of 253 amino acids. The record is from RefSeq and is a predicted model, not a curated record. NCBI's taxonomy places the organism in Eukaryota, Metazoa, Arthropoda, Insecta, Diptera, Drosophilidae. The transcript is spliced from 2 exons.